This is a messenger RNA of Sporisorium graminicola, 1686 nucleotides long. RefSeq lists its product as uncharacterized. The coding region runs from base 1 to 1686 and encodes 561 amino acids. Lineage: Eukaryota; Fungi; Basidiomycota; Ustilaginomycetes; Ustilaginales; Ustilaginaceae. The transcript has a single exon. Gene Ontology annotation, cellular component: transferase complex. Gene Ontology annotation, biological process: ubiquinone biosynthetic process; isoprenoid biosynthetic process. Gene Ontology annotation, molecular function: prenyltransferase activity. The record is from RefSeq and is a predicted model, not a curated record.
AUGCCUCCGAGACUCCCUAGGCCUGCGCUCUCGUCUGCGAGUAGAGGGUUGUCUCGCUCUCUGGCCGCUCGAGCGCUCGCUGCAACUCCAGUCACUCGUGCCCAAUCUAGCUGGGCAUCGGCGAUAGACGAGGCAAAGAGUCUGGUGCAGGACCAACUGGCCCAGUUUCCGCCGUCAUCGUCAUCAUCGAGCUCUGCAUCAUCGUCCGCAGCUGCAUUCUUUGGCGCCCCCGAUGCUGCCUCUUCUCCAUCAGCAUCCUCCUCCAACAGCGCCGCACCGACCGCUUCCAUCAUCCAAGACCCGCUCUCGCUCGUCUCGUCAGAACUAUCAUCGCUCCGUUCCAACGUCUCCUCCUUGCUCGGCUCCGGUCACCCGAGCUUGGACACAAUAGCAAAGUACUACUUCCAGGCAGAAGGCAAGCAUGUGCGCCCGCUCAUCGUCCUGCUCAUGAGCAAGGCUGUGAACGGUCUCUCGCCUCUGUACCCGGAACUACUGACCCAGGCGCAGAAUUCGACGCAACGCAGCGAUACGGGCAAGUCCAUCGAACGCGACAUGGGUAUCAACGAGCCUCUUUCCCCCGGCAGCGUGCUCAACGACUUUAAUCCACACAUGGAGAGCAUCGAAGGAUCACUUUCUAGCGGAGCAAUCAAGCAAGAUACAAGUGCAGCGGCAGCGCUCGCCUCUGCUUCGGGUGCCAUCCUGCCCACGCAGCGCCGACUCGCAGAGAUCACCGAGAUGAUCCACGUCGCCUCGCUGCUUCACGACGACGUCAUCGAUGCAUCACCACUGCGUCGUGGUGCUCCUUCGGCCCCUUCUGCCUUUGGCAACAAGCUGAGCAUCCUCGGUGGCGAUUUCUUGCUCGGUCGCGCGUCCGUCGCGCUCGCCCGUUUGCGCGAUGCCGAGGUCGUCGAACUGCUUGCUACUGUCAUCGCCAAUCUAGUCGAGGGCGAAGUGAUGCAACUCAAGUCGCAGGCUGCUACUUUGCAGGCCGGGGACGCCUCCACCACAGCCUCCCUCCCCACCCAUGCCAACAUCUGGGAGUCGGAGGGCCUCCUGGCGCACACGAUGGGGUUGUCCGAUUCCGAAGCCAAGCAAGCAGUUGAUCAUGCUACGUCGACAGCGAACCAGCCUACACCCGCCCAUUUUUCGCUCUACCUGCAGAAGACGUAUCUCAAGACAGCUGCGCUGAUCGCCAAGUCCACGCGUGCUUCCGUCAUCCUCGCCGGGUGUGGAGCCGACGCUGUCACGAAAGCUAAGGUGGCUCCGUCGGUCGGCGAAGAGAUGCGUCGCAUCCGAGACGCAGCCUAUGGAUACGGUCGAAACCUCGGAAUUGCUUUCCAGCUCGUCGACGACCUGCUCGAUUUCCAAUCCACCUCGGCCGCUUUCGGCAAACCAUCCGGCGGCGCGGAUCUCCGUCUCGGUCUGGCUACAGCCCCCGUUCUGUACGCGUGGCAGGAGUUGCCGGGGGAGCGCAUCCACGAGUUGGUCAGCAGGAGAUUCGAGGGUGAAGGCGACGUAGAAAAGAUGUUGAGGUUGGUCGAUCGAAGUCAAGGGUUGAAGAGGACUGCUGAGCUGGCCAAGGAGCAUGCUAGAAGGGCGACCGAGCACUUGGAUGUGCUGCCGGACUCGGAGGCAAAACAGGCGCUUGUCAGGUUGAACGAACAGGUGAUCAAGCGCGUCAAGUAG